AUGGCUACUUUCAGUGUUCUCUGUAGCAAUCGGUUUCUAUUCAAAGGUGGUCAAUUUCCUGAGAAAUCUAGUAGAAAGGUGUAUUCCUCGAGGAGUAGUGAGCUUAAUGUCUGUGUCGCUAGAAGAAUGAAUCAGUCGUCUAGUUGCAGAAAACUUGGUGGGUUUCUGGAAAUUGGGUUUAGAACUCAUAGCGAUUCUCGAAAUGGGUUUACUUGUAAUAGCGAGAUCAAGCGACUAGUAAAUGGUAACUACGGAGAUAACGAGACUCGUAUUGGUGAAAAUGGUAGAAACAAAGAGAAGAGAGGAAGAAGAUUCUCUCUUAGGCUUCGUCCUAGAUUACGAUUGUUGAGCAUGAGACUUGGGAGAUUCGAUUUCAGAGCAUCACUGGAUGAUUUUCGGCUAUUUUUGAGAAAGAAUAUCAAAAGAGUGAUCUUAUCUACUGGUGUGGCUGUUGUCUUUGGACUGUGUUAUCUGUUCUUGAGGCUAACCGCUGUCCCGUCUCCAUCCAUUGUUCCUUACUCAGAUUUCGUAACGAAUCUUCGAGGUGGCUCUGUUUCAAAGGUUCUGCUCGAAGAAGGUUCUCGUCGAAUCUACUACAACGCUGAUGAAAACGUUGAGGAGGAGGUUGAAAAUGCUCACAAGUCUGAAACUUUAGAGACUCAAACUGAUGGCGGCGCAGUUACGGAAGAAGUUAUUCCGCGAAAGGUUCGAGCUUUGAAGAGUCCUGUGUGGAAGUAUGUGACGAGAAAAGUCGAUCAUGAUGAGAAGUUCCUUCUUAGUUUGAUGAGGGAGAGAGGGAUUACUUAUAGUUCAGCUCCUCAAUCUGCAUUGGUGUCAGUGAGAACUACUUUGAUAACAAUCAUCUCUUUGUGGAUUCCUUUAACUCCUCUUAUGUGGCUUCUCUACCGGCAACUCUCAGCAUCUAACAGCCCUGCCAAAAAACGACGGACGAAAAAUCCCGCAGUUGGAUUCGAUGAUGUUGAGGGCGUGGAUUCUGCUAAAGACGAGCUCGUGGAGAUAGUGUCAUGUCUUCAAGGAAGUAUAAACUACAAAAAGCUAGGAGCAAGAUUACCUAGAGGUGUGCUUUUGGUUGGUCCACCGGGGACUGGUAAAACCUUGCUGGCUCGGGCUGUAGCUGGAGAGGCAGGAGUUCCGUUUUUCUCUGUUUCCGCUAGCGAGUUUGUUGAGUUGUUUGUUGGAAGAGGAGCAGCUCGAAUCAGAGAUCUUUUCAGUGCAGCCAGGAAAAACUCGCCUUCCAUUAUAUUCAUCGAUGAGCUCGAUGCUGUUGGAGGAAAACGCGGUAGAAGUUUCAAUGAUGAACGUGACCAGACCCUAAACCAGUUGCUUACUGAGAUGGAUGGAUUCGAGUCAGACACAAAAGUCAUUGUGAUUGCAGCAACUAACCGACCAGAGGCUUUAGACCCGGCUCUUUGUCGGCCUGGAAGGUUCUCAAGAAAAGUUGUGGUUGCAGAGCCAGACCAAGAAGGCCGUCGGAAAAUCUUGGCUGUACAUCUGAGAGACGUCCCUCUAGAAGAAGAUGCAUUCCUCAUAUGUGAUCUUGUUGCUUCGCUAACUCCAGGGUUCGUAGGUGCUGAUCUUGCCAAUAUUGUCAAUGAAGCUGCAUUGCUCGCUGCUCGUAGAGGCGGGGAAGCGGUGGCGAGAGAAGAUAUAAUGGAAGCGAUAGAGAGGGCGAAAUUUGGGAUCAAUGAGAAGGAAGUGAGGCCAAGGACUUUAGGAAAGGAGCUCAGCAAGCUGUUCCCAUGGAUGCCAUCUUUGGUUGGGAGGAACGGACCAGAUCAAGACGGUUUACAAGGAUAUCAAACUCUCAGCUAA
This is a messenger RNA of Microthlaspi erraticum, 1833 nucleotides long. NCBI's taxonomy places the organism in Eukaryota, Viridiplantae, Streptophyta, Magnoliopsida, Brassicales, Brassicaceae. The record is from the annotation of a GenBank genome assembly.